GUGUAUGCUUGUUUUCAACAAAAAAAAAACAUUUUUUCGCAUCAUUUAAAGUUAAACGGACGACGCGUCUAUCACAGACUUGUAAUUUUUUCGUAUGUAUUGUGCUGUAGUGUAAUUUUAUUGCUAAAUAUAUAAAAAGACUUGCUAUAUUCAUAGCUUUGUGUGCAGCGCAAUAGUGUUCAGUGCAUACUUUCAGUAGAACACAAAUUUGUAGUGUUGAACUGUAAAAGCACAGUUAUUUUGAAGCCAAACCAGCAUCAGCGUCAGUGUUAGACACAUGGACUCGUCGGGGCCAAAUGGAUCGCGCCAACAGAUCCGCAAAGCGAAUCAAAACAUUCAGGUCUAUGUGCGCGUCAGACCGCUCAAUACGCGCGAGCGCUGCAUACGUUCUACUGAAGUAGUGAAUGUUAUUUCGCCCAAGGAGAUUGUUACACGCCAUGUCUUGGACUCAAAGCUCACAAAAACGUUUACAUUUGAUCGCGCAUUUGGACCAGAUUCGCGUCAGUGCGAUGUCUACUCCACUGUUGUGGCCCCUCUCAUUGAGGAGGUGCUCAGUGGCUAUAACUGCACUGUAUUUGCUUAUGGCCAGACGGGUACGGGUAAAACGCAUACUAUGGUAGGCACUGAGUGUGCCGAGCUAAAGUCCUCUUGGGAAGAUGACUCUAAUAUUGGCAUUAUACCUCGCGCCCUUAGCCAUCUGUUCGAUGAGCUGCGCUUGAUGGAAGUAGAGUAUACAAUGCGUAUUUCUUAUUUGGAGCUGUACAACGAAGAGCUCUGCGAUCUGCUCUCUACCGAUGACAGUACAAAGAUACGCAUAUUCGAUGAUAGCACCAAGAAGGGAUCCGUCAUAAUACAGGGACUGGAAGAGAUACCUGUGCACAGCAAAGAUGAUGUUUACAAGCUGCUAGAAAAGGGCAAAGAGCGACGCAAGACGGCCACCACGCUAAUGAAUGCGCAAUCUUCACGUUCACACACAGUCUUCUCUAUUGUGGUACACAUACGUGAGAAUGGCAUCGAUGGCGAUGAGAUGCUUAAAAUAGGCAAACUGAAUCUGGUUGAUCUGGCAGGUAGCGAGAACGUUUCCAAGGCGGGCAAUGAGAAGGGCAUACGUGUGCGGGAAACUGUCAAUAUAAACCAGAGUCUGUUGACGUUGGGACGUGUGAUCACAGCGCUCGUGGAUCGUGCUCCACAUGUGCCGUAUCGCGAGUCGAAGCUGACGCGUUUGUUGCAGGAGUCACUGGGUGGGCGCACAAAGACUUCAAUCAUAGCCACAAUAUCUCCGGGCCACAAAGACAUUGAAGAAACAUUAAGCACGAUGGAGUAUGCGUAUCGCGCUAAGAAUAUACAAAACAAACCCGAGGUUAAUCAGAAGCUCACCAAGAAGACAGUGCUCAAGGAGUACACCGAGGAGAUCGAUAAGUUGAAGCGAGAUCUGAUGGCGGCACGUGAUAAAAAUGGCAUCUAUCUGGCCGAGGAGACCUAUAGCGAGCUUACGAUCAAGAUGGACUCGCAGACACGCGAGCUGAACGAGAAAAUGCUGCUGCUCAAAGCACUUAAAGAUGAGCUGGCAAACAAAGAGAAAAUCUUCAACGAGGUCAGCAUGAGUUUGAUACAAAAGACUCAAAAGUUGGAGCGCACUGAACAGCAUCUAAGCGAAACGAAGGGCACACUGCUGCUAACCAAGAAGGUGCUAAGCAAAACCAAGCGUCGCUACAAGGAGAAGAAGCAGGUGAUCGACUCACAUGUCAAGACCGAAGAACAGUUGACCAAUCAGGCAAAUCAAAUACUUGAAGCAGCCGAUCUGGCCAGCGAAGAUACGUACAAGUUGCAGGGCACCAUUGAGCGACGACGCCAUGUAGAUGAAAACAUACGCAGCGCUUGCACAGAGUUCACGGAGCGCAUGCACAAUCAGCUGGAGCAGGUGGAGGGCAGUUUGCAGCAGUAUCAGCACCAACAUACGGAUUCCACACGAAAACUGUCGGAGGAGCUAGGAUAUUGCACUAAUGUAACCCGUCGCCUGGUGGGCAAUGCUACCAAGAGCUUUGACAGCUUGCAAGCAGUCGCAAGCGAAUCUUUGGUGUCCCAAGGACAACUGUUGACACAGCUUGUCGACGCUGUAGGCGGCUCCACUGAUACGCACACUCAGUCGCUAGUUGCGCAAUUGCUGGAGCAGAUGCAACAACGCCAGACGCAACUUAGCGAGGAUAUUAUGUCCAAUUUGGCAGAUCUACAAACCAACAAUGAGCACCAUAAACAGGCAAUUGAAAAUAUGCGCAUCGGCUGCUCCAAUAUAAUUGAACGUCAGGCUAAAGCGCUGCAGCAACAUGUGCAGAAUGUGGAGCAACAGUUGCAGUCAUUGACCACACUAAUGGCACCAAAUGCGGAGCAGCUGCAGCAAUUGCAGGAUGACUUGACAUACGAAAAGCAGCUGGCCCAACAGGAAACUGAGCUAAUGAAUAAGCUGGUAGAGCUGCAUCAGCAGCGCAGCAAAAAGUUGCUUGGCAUGGGCACACGCGUCACCCAGUUGCAGCACAACCAUGUGGCAGCCAACGAGCAAGUGCAGCUUAGCAGCAAUGCCAUGCAGUCGUAUGCCAUGGAAGGCGCUGUUUCAGCGCAGGCAGCAAGAGAUGAGCUCUGCACGCAGCUGCAGGCGGCAGUGCUAUGUGUGGACCAGAGCGUGGCCAAGUGCUCAACCCUAAACGUGCAACUGGAUAAUCUCUGCAAGCAGAAUGCUAAGCAGGCCGAGAGCAGCAUGCAAAUGGUGCGCAGUCAGCAGCAGCAGCUGCGUGAACUUUGCACUGCCAAUGAGGAACGCUCGCAGCAGUUGCGUGAGGAGCAGCAGCAGCAGUUGGUGCAGAUGGGCGUACAACUGCAGCAAGCACUAACCGAGAAUCUGCACCUGGCCAAUGGCCAUGCGGCCAUUACUAGCGAGAUCGUCGAGAAGCUCGAUGAGCAGUGUGAACAGCAUGCAACGCAGCAGCAGCAACAGCUACAAUCUUGUCAGCAGCAAGUGCAUAAUUUUACGCAGAGCGAACUCCAGACAUACGCUGCCACAGGUGUCACACCCAGCAAGCGUAAUUAUAUUUAUCCACGCACGCUGGCUGUCACCUCGCCGCACCAGGAAAUAGUGCGUCGGUAUCGUCAGGAGCAGGAUUGGUCAGAUCUUGAUACAACGGCGCCCAUAGACGAAGGCAGCGAGGAUGAGGAGCAUGAGCAGUUGCUGAGCUCAGUGCAGGAGCUGUCCGAAACGGAAACCAUUCUGAACUCCACACCCAUUGAGCGCGUCGAACAGCGUGGCUCACUGCGAAACUCUGGGCGUGUGCAGAACAAUGCACUCAGUCCUUCACAGCCUAAGCAGCGACAGAACUCGCUGGGCAAGCCGCUCACGCCCAGCAAGCAGUCGCCGCGCAAUACGCCGCUCAGUUCGCCAGCCUUCAAGCGGCACAACAAAGAGAACAUGGUCUAAGGCAAAUAUUUAUUCUAUAUAUGGAGGAGUCCAGUGAAGUCGUAAGCGCUAAUUGGAGCAUUUCUCAGCUAUUUGCACUGUUGCUUUAUUAUUUUUUUAUUUUUAAUGUUUAAUUCAUUGAGAUUCAUCUUUCAAUUCGCACAUUUACUUGGCACUCAAUAAACAAAUUUUGUCGAAGCA
Drosophila busckii is the source of this 3646-nucleotide messenger RNA. It is a transcript of the gene Klp61F, whose product is annotated as kinesin-like protein Klp61F. The transcript is spliced from 5 exons. The record is from RefSeq and is a predicted model, not a curated record. Bases 278 to 3466 code for a protein of 1062 amino acids. Lineage: Eukaryota; Metazoa; Arthropoda; Insecta; Diptera; Drosophilidae. Gene Ontology annotation, cellular component: nucleus; spindle microtubule. Gene Ontology annotation, biological process: mitotic spindle assembly; microtubule-based movement. Gene Ontology annotation, molecular function: plus-end-directed microtubule motor activity; microtubule binding; ATP binding.